UCGCCUCCCGGCUGAGCCCGGGCCGGGGGAGCUGCCCACCGCCGCUGCCCACCGCCGCUGCCCAGCUCCGCUGCUGUCCAUCACCCCGCCUCGAGGAGUCCCUGCUCCGCAGCCACCGGCGCCGAGGGUCCCUCAGCCCUCGACUUCACCGGAGGGCUCGGCAGAGCCCGGUUCGCUUCCAGACUCAUCCCGGGCCACCCCAUCGAGGGGUCGCCGGCUCGGGACACCGCCGGGCCCCGCCGUUCGGUCGCUGAUCGCUGCCCCCGUGUCCCCCGGAGGAUGAAGAACCGACCGGCGCUGGCGGUGCUGCUGCUCCUGGCGCUGCCGCUCGCCCUCGCCCGCCGCGCCCCCGCCGCCCCGCCGGGCCCCGCGCUGGGGAUGCCCGUCCCGGAGCCGCUGCCGUGGAGCGCCCGCGGCAGCCCCGGGGCCGCCGCCGCCGCCGCCGCGCUGGAGCUGCUGCGGGAGGAGGGCGCCGGUCCCCCCGCGGCGCCGCAGAAGAGUAAGUCCCGCCCGGUGCCGGCGCCGGUGCCGGCGCCGGUCCCGGUGCCGCUGACGGCCGGUCUCUCCGCAGGAGACAUGCACGAUUUCUUCGUGGGGCUCAUGGGGAAGCGAGCAGCGGAGCCCGGGCGAGCGGCGGGGCGGGGAGGCGGCGGCCCGGUCCCCCGGUGCUCCCCGGGACCCCCCGCUCCCGGAGAAGCCCCGCUGCGGGCGGCCUGAGCGGCGGAACGAGCCGCCCACGGGGCUGUGCCCGGUGUCCCGGGGACGGUGGGACCGACUGCGGGAGCGUCCCGGGCUCCGGAGCCCACGGAGCCGUCGGGAGGGCGGCGGUCCCGCCCCACGCGCGCGUGUCCGUGCACCUGUGUACACCUGGCGUGCCCCGUUAUACACCCACCCGUG
Messenger RNA from Motacilla alba alba, 897 nucleotides. It is a transcript of the gene TAC3, whose product is annotated as tachykinin precursor 3. Lineage: Eukaryota; Metazoa; Chordata; Aves; Passeriformes; Motacillidae. Bases 280 to 717 code for a protein of 145 amino acids. The record is from RefSeq and is a predicted model, not a curated record. The transcript has 4 exons.